GAGUGCCUUCUAUGCACUAGCUCCGGGCAAAGUCUUCGGUGUCGUACUGCAGCGACUCUCACGCGAGAGCAGGCUAUUCUGGAACCACUGGGCCUUCGAAGGCAAGCGGAACACCUUCCUGAACUUCGAGGAGAUGGCCUCGCAUUCCUGUGCCGUGUACGUCGCCCCGGAGUUUUCCCAGCUUUUGCUGCGCGACAUCUAUGGCAUUGGGCUGCCUAUCCUCGCUCCGAAUCUUGAGUGGCAUCGCCGGCUCUUGCAGCACAUCUUCGCGUCCUGGGGGCAACUGCACAGCGAGCAUGACAUUGGCCGGCAGAGGCCGCCUGAGUCGAAGAACGCGGAGGUGCAGUCACAUCAGAUUUUCGAUGCAGCCGGGCAGUGGCCGUUUCCUCCGUUCUACAACCCCUUGGAGCACCCGCUGGAGCGGCUGAAAUUUUGGCUACCGCUGGCGGAAGUACACCGCUACCCGUACAUCCUUUAUUUUCGGUCGCUGACGGAGCUUUUGGAGCUCGCAGAGACCGCUAACUUCGAGCAUCAGAGUGCUGAGAUUCAGGCCCAUGGCCGAAUCAUUACGGCCAACGUUCGUGGCUUCUACCGCCGGGCGCUGGCCCAGCUCAUUUCCGCGACAGGCCUCGAAGGAUGA
Molecule: messenger RNA, 640 nt
Organism: Symbiodinium sp. CCMP2592
Lineage: Eukaryota; Dinophyceae; Suessiales; Symbiodiniaceae
Source: the annotation of a GenBank genome assembly